CUCACUGGAGUCACAUUUCCUUUUCCAGACACAAACAGAUUAACUUUUUUUUUACAUUUCCAGUUCAGAUCAAACCUGAACUUUGAAGGUGCAUUAAAAUGUUACGACGAAUUCAGUCUAUGGUACAGAGGAAAUUCAGGCUACUUAUUUUUACUUUACUUCUUUUGACAUUUCUGUCACAUAUGAUGAUUGACAUUGUACCAAUGCUGGAGCUGAAAUCUAAAAAUGCUUGUGGAUGUCUAAAGAAAGCUGAUGGUUCCCAUGGUUCUCGGGUACUGGAGCAUACCAAAGUAAAAAGCCAAGUGAGGAGUUCUCUCCGGGUACUGCAAGAUUUCAGCAGCCAAGGCUCUUCAAACAAAUCGUCUCAGUCUGUUGAAAAGGCUCAGGAAGUGAGUGGCUCUAGUCAACCGGUUCACAUUAACGCAGGCACAGUGGUAGAAAAGGUGCAAACUGGAUUGAUGAGGAAAAGCCCAGGAUACUUGGGUUCAAAACUUACAGCUCUGUUUGAACAUCCACUCUACAAGAUUCAACUGCCAGCACGAACAGAAGAUGACAAAUUGUUUACAGUGAAUCCUGAUGUUAAAUUUAUGGCUCGUGACAGUAACAGUGAUGAAUGGGUGAGUGAUGAACGACUACAGUACAUUGUGCCCACAGGUACUAAUCCUGAGGACACAUAUCCUAACUGGCUGAAAUUCCACAUUGGUAUCAAUCGUUAUGAGCUCUAUGCACGUAACAGCCCUACUAUCGAUCAGUUGAUAAAGGAGCUGGGAAAACAUAGAAUUGUUGGCACAGUUCAGAAGCCUGGAGGUACCCAAUUGAAACUCAGUAUAACAUUAAUGGAUUAUGGAACAGCACUCUUUAAGCCAAUGAAGCAGACUCGUGAACAGGAAACACCUCCAGAUUUCUUCUACUUCUCCGACUUUGAAAGACACAAUUCUGAAAUUGCAGCAUUCCACUUAGACAGGAUUUUAGAUUUCCGGAGAGUUCCUCCUGUUUCUGGGAGGUUACUGAACAUGACUAAGGAUAUUUGGCACCUAACUACAGACAAGAAACUGGCAAAGACAUUUUACAUUUCUCCAGCGAAUAAUGUUUGCUUCUAUGGAGAGUGUUCAUAUUACUGUUCCACAGAGCAUGCUCUGUGUGGGAAGCCUGACCAGAUUGAAGGAUCAAUGGCUGCCUUUCUGCCAGAUAAAUCUCUUGCUGAUCGUCACAAUUGGCGGAGUCCCUGGAGGCGAUCUUAUCACAAGCAUAAGAAGGCAGAAUGGGAAGUGAACCCAAAUUACUGCAUUCAAGUCAAGCAGACUCCACCUUAUAACCAAGGCACUCGACUACUGGACCUCAUUGACUUAACAAUUUUGGACUUCCUCAUGGGGAACUUGGACAGACAUCAUUAUGAAACUUUUGAGAAAUUUGGAAAUGAUACCUUCCUUCUACACUUGGACAAUGGCAGAGGGUUUGGACGACAUUCUCAUGAUGAACUGUCAAUUUUGGCGCCCUUAAAGCAAUGCUGCAGAAUUAAAAAGACCACAUAUUCUCGUCUGCAGCUUCUAUCUUCUACAAAGUAUCAGCUCAGUGAUGUUAUGAGAGAAUCCCUUCUGACGGACCCUCUUUCACCAAUCCUGAUUGAGCCUCACCUGCGUGCACUGGACCGGAGGUUACAGAUCAUCCUCCAGACCAUUCAAGACUGUAUGAACAAAGAUGGCUAUGAGAGUGUAGUGGACAAUGACUUACCUUUAAGUAUAGAGAAACAAGUGCUGCAGGCCUAGCCAUUAAGUGACUAUGAACAUGCUUCUUACUAUUAUAGCUUAAUGUCUGCCCAUACCCAAGAAAGUGAACUGUAGGCAGAGGAUAAUAAUUAGCAUUCUUGUCUAGAAGCAAAUCGUGGCAUUUGGCAGUGCUUCUUUGGGUAUCUCAUUUUGGAUGAAAAAAGGCAAGACUUUUUAAAGAGUAAUCAAAAGCCAUUCACAUGCUGUAUGCUAACAGAAUCCCAGAAUAUCAAAAGCUAGUGAGGACAUCAACAAAAUAAGUGUUAACUUUUUGUCUGCUGUUUGAUGUUGCCUGUUGCCUAUUUAACUUAUGACCAAUUUUAACUUAAUGGGAAUAAAAGAUAAAAUACUG
This is a messenger RNA of Protopterus annectens (West African lungfish), 2118 nucleotides long. Its product is annotated as extracellular serine/threonine protein kinase FAM20C-like. The transcript is spliced from 11 exons. Gene Ontology annotation, biological process: protein phosphorylation. Gene Ontology annotation, molecular function: phosphotransferase activity, alcohol group as acceptor. Bases 99 to 1766 code for a protein of 555 amino acids. NCBI's taxonomy places the organism in Eukaryota, Metazoa, Chordata, Ceratodontiformes, Protopteridae. Gene Ontology annotation, cellular component: Golgi apparatus. The record is from RefSeq and is a predicted model, not a curated record.